Messenger RNA from Histoplasma capsulatum G186AR, 555 nucleotides. RefSeq names its product HHE domain-containing protein. The record is from RefSeq and is a predicted model, not a curated record. The transcript is spliced from 3 exons. NCBI's taxonomy places the organism in Eukaryota, Fungi, Ascomycota, Eurotiomycetes, Onygenales, Ajellomycetaceae. Bases 1 to 555 code for a protein of 184 amino acids.
AUGGUUAGGAUUUCGGACACCAUCAAGGAGGACCACCGGUUGCUCCGGGAAUAUCAUGACAAGAUCAUCCAUGCGGGAGACGAAGACACGGGCACCCGUUGGGGAAACAAGUUUACGUGGGAACUCGCUCGUUAUACCGUAGCGGAAGAGCUUGUUGUCUACCCAGCUUUGGAAAGCUAUAUCGACCAUGGGAAGAUCAUGGCAGACAAAGAUCGCCGAGAGAACCAAGAGAUCAAGGAACAGCUGUACAAGUUCCAGAGAAUGUCCGCUCAGGAUUCGGAGUUCCGCCCGACGCUGGAUAGCAUCAUGGAACGUCUGAAUAAACAUAUUGAAGAAGAAGAGGACGAGGACCUAGCUUCUUUGGAGUCUGUCAUCCAGCCAGACGAGUCGAGAUCUUUGGCCAAAAAAUUCGAGCGGACCAAAAUGUUCGUGCCAACUCGUGCACAUCCGCAUGCUCCCAAAAAUACGACGUUUGAGUCUGUGGUGAGCUUUUUGGAGGCUCCUCUCGACAAACUUGAGGAUAUGAUGAGGCGAUUUCCCGAGUCGGAGGAGUAA